AGCCGCAGUGUUUGCUUUGCUCAGGGGCUUCUGCGUUUUUGUCAUGACCGCCUGAACCAGCCCACUCUGACCCAGCUCCUCGCCUCUUCCUCCGCCCUCCGCAAGCCUGGCUCGUGUUCCGGAGGGGCUCGUUUUGGAUUAAUUUCUUAUUUCCACAUUCAUGUCGAUGUUGAAACAUGCAGCCUCCGCCGAGAAAGGUAAAAGUGACGCAGGAGCUGAAGACCACUCACACGGAGCAGCUCACCCGACUGCACCUUAAACACCAGACCGAAUGUGAUUUACUGGAAGACAUGAGGACGUACAGCCAGAAGAAGGCUGCGCUGGAGAGAGACUACGCACAGGCUCUGCAGAAGCUGGCCAAUCAGUAUCUGAAGAGGGACUGGCCUGGCAUCAAACCGGACGACCAGCGGACGGACUACAGGAAUGUGUAUGGCGUGUGGAGGGCGUAUCUGGAGGGCACAGUGCAGGUGACCCAGUCUCGACUAUUCGUGUGUGAAAACUACAAGAACGAGAUCUCCGACCCGGCCAAAACCGUACGACUUUACAAAGAGCAGCAGCUGAAGAAGUGCAUCGAGCAGCUGGGCCGGAUCCAGGCUGAACUACAAGACUCGGUGAAGGACCUGGCCAAGUCCAAAAAGAAGUACUUUGAGCUGGAGCAGAUGGCCCAGGCCGUGCGGGAAAAGGCCGACAUCGAAGCCAAGUCAAAGCUGGGGCUGUUUCAGUCCAGGAUUAGUUUACAGAAGGCCAGCGUCAAGUUGAAAGCUAAGAGAAGUGACUGUAACUCCAAAGCCACUCACGCCCGGAACGAAUACCUGCUCACGCUCGCUGCGGCCAACGCACACCAUGACCGCUACUACCAGACUGACCUGGCCAGCUGCAUUAAGGCUCUGGAUGGUAAUGUGUAUGAUCACGUGAAGGAUUACUUGAUGUCGUUCUGCCGGACGGAGUUGGAAGCGGUCCAGGCCGUCCACAACACGUUCCAGUUUCUCCUGGAGAAGUCCAGUCGAGUGGUGCAGGACUUCAACCAGCAGCUGUUCCUACAGGAGAAUCCUGUUUUCCACAAAGCACAAGACUUCCAGUUUCAGCCUUGUGACAGUGACACGAGCCGGCAGCUGGAGUCAGAAACGGGCACCACCGAGGAGCACAGCCUGAACAAGGAGGCACGGAGAUGGGCGACCCGCGUAGCCCGAGAGCACAAAAACAUCAUCCAUUACAAACGGGCACUGGAAGAAUGUGAGAGACAGGGGACUCCUCCCUCAGAGCAGAGCCGCAACGACCUGGAGUUUAAAAUAGAGGAGGCCAAAGAGAACAUCCGCAAAGCUGAGACGGUAAAGCUGAAGGCAGAAGCUCGCCUGGACCUUCUGCGGCAGGUGGGCGUUUCCGUGGAUACGUGGCUGAAGAGUGCCAUGAACCAGGUGAUGGAGGAGCUGGAGAACGAACGCUGGGCGUCCCUGCCCUCCCUCACUACCCACGAUCCUUCACUCUCAACCACGGUGGACUUGGACAGAGAAGAAGGAGAAGAUCUUGAAGAAAACAUGGAGGCGUUUGAUGACAGCAGCUCCAGCCCUUCAGGAACCCUGAGGAACUACCCGCUCACCUGCAAGGUGCUCUACUCCUACAAGGCGUCUCAGCCUGACGAGCUGACCAUCGAUGAGCAUGAAAUGCUGGAGGUCAUAGAAGAUGGAGACAUGGAGGACUGGGUCAAAGCGCGGAAUAAAUCAGGUCAUAUUGGCUACGUGCCAGAGAAGUACCUGCAGUUCCCCACCUCUAACAGCUUACUGAGCAUGCUCCAGUCUCUGGCUGCCCUGGACGCGCGUUCACACACCUCCAGCAACUCCACGGAGCCUGAGCUGGCCUCGGGCAGCAUCAACGGAGACGCCAGCAUGAACUUCGUUAAGGCCAUAUAUGACUAUGAGGGACAGACGGAUGAUGAGUUAUCCUUCCCUGAGGGUGCGGUCAUACGCAUCCUCAAUAAGGACAAUCAGGAGGACGAUGGAUUCUGGGAGGGAGAAUUUAACGGCCGUGUUGGUGUCUUUCCAUCCGUACUGGUGGAGGAUCUGACUGCAGAGAACGGAGACAUACACUGGGCCUCGGACGCUCAGGUGUCUUCGUGUCCCAGGCUGACGUCAUCGCUGCCCCCGUUACCCCUGUAUGAGCAGCCCCCAUGCAGCCCCUACACCAGCCCAGACUCUGGCUCGGCCCCCAUGCUGCCCCGCUCGCCCUCAGCCCUCAAUGGAGAGCACAAACCGCCUGGCCUGCAGAAGGCACCCGCCCACAAUCACAGUUCCAGCCUGAGUCCGGAGAGUCCAGGCUUCUCCCAGCCGGCCAGAUUCACCCCCGACGCGUCUGGCCCAGGCAAACUUCGGCCUGUUCGUGCAGCCCCACCUCCCCCAAAACAGCACCCUCGCAGGCAGGUGGAGAAGACGGAGGAAGUGGAGAUCACGCUGGUGUAACAGCGCCGCCCUUCUGGUUGGAGGACUCAUCUGCACCUGACCUCAAACUCCUCCCACUGGUAUCAGAAGUAAAUGCUAGUGGUAUUUACUCUGCAAGGAGGAGGAUUGCAUCUCAAAGCCCCUCUCCUUUUUUUUUGUCCUGGAAACACCUCUUCUGGCGUCACAGACUGUUUGGUGCCUUUAACCCUUUUCAUGCCAAAUCCAGUCCUUGUAUUUGUAACUGUACACUGUUUUAAAGGCAGGUCUCAACCGUGAUCAUGAACUUGUCCAUAUCAGUGGGUCUCUGGGGUGGUUUACACCCACAAAACGCCACAAAAAAACAACAGUUGCUGACCAGUCUUGUGGCUUUACCUGUUAGAAUGUUAUGCUGUGCAAACGCAAGGCGGCAGACAAGGAUGAAUCAAGCAUCGUAAAGGUAAAAGAGGCUUUACUUGCACAUAUACAUAUCAAGCAGGCUAUACAAUAGCAGAAAUGCAAUAGCAGGAGGUGUUGGGGCACAUGGUUUGAGGAUGGGGGCUGAUUGUAGUGGGUGUGGGUGACUAAGAUUGCCCUGGCUUCAGCCACAGUGUAGUCCUACCGUAUGUAUUUAAUGUGUAUUAGUACAGUACAUUACUGUCGUCAUAGGAAUGUUCAGAAUAUGUGCAACAUUUCCUCAUAUAAUGUAACUGAGUGGACGCUUUUUUCAAAAUGUCAUAGAACGUCAUAGUGUUGACAUGAGGAGACAGAGAACCGUGGAAUUGUGUAUAAAAGAGUAAAAUGGUGGAAAAAGAGAGAGGGAGGGAGGGAGUAGGAGAGAGGAUGGAAGAGAAUGAAGGCUGGAUCCUCCAUUUGCUUUUUUUUUCCCCUCCUACCACACCCUCUCUUUCCUCUAGCCAAUCGCAUUACUCCUCUGUAUCGUGUUGAUCCGAGUACAGUACUAACUUGCAUAGAUAUUAUCCUUUUCUCAGCUUUUCAUUAUGAAGGCGUUUGUACGUAUUACUAAUAUUUAGUCCUGGAAAGGAAGCGUGAGUGGAGUUUUUCAGACGUGUUGACGCGUGUUGUCACUCAGAGUGAGCCGUCAGGUCAACGUCGGGCCUCAGCGUCACUUCACGGCCGAACCCGUUUGCAUUAUGCCAAUCAAAAUACGAGCAUUAGUUAAAAGUGCUUUAAUUUCCUCUCCUAAUUCAUACCGUGCUCUCUCGUCACAUUAGCCAUGGCUAAAACUGAAAGGAUGUUUUCAGUCCUGGUGAUGUUCAGCUGCCAGAGAUGUGUUGGGAUGAGCUACGCAGGACUGUGGAAGGGAAGCUGUGGAGCUUUUUCAUUGUACUGACUAGGAAUUGGCAUUCGAACCACUGUUUUGCUGUUUAUAUCCCCUCAUUUUUAAUAAAUAUCAUAAUGAGAAUAUUCUGAAGGUUUAACAAUGGUUUAUUGUGUGCAGCCAGCAUAGGAGGCCAUUCGUACUCGCACUUGACACAGUUUAAUUCAUCUUUUUAUUGUGCAAAAAUGUGGGCACCCCUGGUCAAAUUUCAUUUUGUUUAGGUUUUUUUUAAGUGAAAAUUUUUCACAUUUUAAUGCAAAAUUACUCUUUAUUUGCUGAGAAAACAUAAAAUGUAGCCUGUUUAAAAUUUACAGCACAUUUUGUAUUUUAUGUCUUAUUUUUUUCUAAUAUGUGAAACUAAAUUUGCAAAAAAAAAAAACCUUGUAUUUAGUUUCCUUCCCUGUAGAGCAUUCGUUAACAUAUUUUCACUUAGAAAAUGACCAAAACACAUGAUUUGACUCAGGGGGUGUUCAAACUUUUGUAUACUACAAUCUGGUUAACAGUGCUUCAACAUAGAACCAUGAACACUCAAAGAUCCAUUUACAUGCUUAUAUAGCACCAAAAAGGGUUCUUCUAUUGCUACAAGCUUGACAUCAUAACAAUAGAAGAACUCUUUUUGAAUCUGCAUAGAACCAUUAUUUCAAAAGGUUCUACAUAAACCAUAUACAACUCACUCUCUAUCAGUCAGAAGAAUCAUUUUACCAUGCAAAGAACACUUUAAGCAUGCAAAUGAGUGUUCAUGGUUCUAUACAGACCCAUUAUCUUUACUAAAGAACCCUUGAAGAACCAUCUUUCAGCAUGUACUAUGUACAUGCCUUAUUCAACUAUCUGAGAAAGUAAACACAGAUACAUAAUAGAGCUGUCAGACAGUUAAAAUAUUUAAGAUUAUUCAUGAUUAAUCAAAUUAUUUUCAAAUUAUAGUAAAUCAUGAUUUGUCUUAUUUGCUCAAAUUUGAACCUGAAAAAAAUCAUCAGACUGUAUUUAAUAGUUUCAGUAAUUCAGAAGCUUUGUUUUCAUCAUGUGAACAGUUCACAUGAACCUGAACUUGAAAGUCAUGUGUUUUUCAAAUAGUUUUCAUCGCCGACCUCCAGUGAGAGCAGCAGUGUCUGCAUGUUCCAACUAAUGGG
Messenger RNA from Colossoma macropomum (tambaqui), 4877 nucleotides. Its product is annotated as F-BAR and double SH3 domains protein 2-like. The record is from RefSeq and is a predicted model, not a curated record. Lineage: Eukaryota; Metazoa; Chordata; Actinopteri; Characiformes; Serrasalmidae. Gene Ontology annotation, cellular component: neuromuscular junction; recycling endosome. Gene Ontology annotation, biological process: neuromuscular synaptic transmission; regulation of actin filament polymerization. The transcript has 20 exons. Gene Ontology annotation, molecular function: protein binding. The coding region runs from base 177 to 2453 and encodes 758 amino acids.